UAUAAUUCCUGCCAAAGAACGUGGCUGUCACUUUCCAUUUCCGGACCCGAAUCAUUCGGGUCGGAGCCGUUAGAAACGUAUGGUAGGAUAGGACGCACCCUCCAACAGACUCGGCAUUAAAAGCCCGCACAAGACGCGCCGGCGAGAACUCGGUCGGGUCAAGACCCAGACAAAAGAGGGAGGAAAGACUCGACUCCACCGACACGGCCGAGUCACGGCCGAGUCAGGGGGGUGCUCUCACCUCCGGAAUAUAGGACCCAAAAACCAUGAAAAACAUCAAAGUCCAAGACCCUACCGAAUCAACCAAUGACGAGCUAAAGCAACUCGCCCCUCCUCCAUUGAAGAACCGUAAGUUGUUAUCGAAGCAGCUUUCGAUACGCGAGACAUCGCUAGAGGCUGCAUGGGAGAAAAGGCGCCUUCAGAUCUUGAGGAAGGAUUCUAUAGAGUUGUUGGAUGAGUCGACGGAGGCAGAUGGGUUCCGUUCUCCGAGGUUGUCAGGACGAGGACUGACGGAUGAGGAUCUUAAUGAGCUGAAAGGGAGUAUUGAUUUGGGAUUUGGGUUUAAUGAGGAGGAUGGGCAAGGGCUUUGUGAUACUCUUCCGGCUCUUGAUUUAUAUUUCGCGGUGACUAGGCAGCUGUCCGAUAAGAAGAUUCGGUACUCACCGUCGAGCCCUAUGUCGAGUACGAGCGGGUCUUCUUCGACGGUUGGAAGCCCCAAGAGCCCUGAUGAAUCUUGGAAAAUCUGCAACCCUGGAGAUAAUCCGCAGCACGUGAAGACGAGACUAAGGCAUUGGGCACAAGCAGUAGCAUGCUCUGUGAGGCAAUCUUGUUGAUUGGAAUAGACUUGUACAUACUCCUGCCGCAUCAAUAAUCAAUGAUUACGCCAAAUUCCACAUAAUCCAACAUCUAUGGAUGAUGGUGAUGCCCAGCUGCUUCCAAAGAUAAAGAAGCACAUGAGGUGGCUCAAAUCAUCAUUGCAAGAAACUAGGACGAAAAAUGCUUGCAAAGGAAUGGCGAUUCUAUGAAUCUUUUUUUCUUCUUAUAUUUAGUUGGAGAUCCUUUGAUCUCUUCCUUUA
Messenger RNA from Magnolia sinica, 1076 nucleotides. RefSeq lists its product as uncharacterized. The transcript has 2 exons. Bases 267 to 833 code for a protein of 188 amino acids. Lineage: Eukaryota; Viridiplantae; Streptophyta; Magnoliopsida; Magnoliales; Magnoliaceae. The record is from RefSeq and is a predicted model, not a curated record.